Molecule: messenger RNA, 2133 nt
Organism: Drosophila hydei
Lineage: Eukaryota; Metazoa; Arthropoda; Insecta; Diptera; Drosophilidae
Gene: Not10
Product: CCR4-NOT transcription complex subunit 10
Exons: 7
Coding region: 145-2061 (638 amino acids)
Biological process (GO): mRNA catabolic process; negative regulation of translation
Cellular component (GO): CCR4-NOT complex
Molecular function (GO): protein binding
Source: RefSeq, a predicted model, not a curated record
UCGACGCAAAUCAAUUCGAUAUGUGAUUUUAUAGAUUAUAUCAUAACUCACAAUACACUUUACCCAAAAAAUAACGUGUAACAAUUUUUGUUUAUAUAUUUUAAAUUGAACGAACGUGAUGUUUCGCAAAGUGUUAGGACAGCGAUGACGAAAACUACAAUCUGCUGUGCCAAGCCCACGAACAAUUCAACAAAUCGAACCCAUUUCCCGCCCAACAGUCGCGAGUACGACCGCUGCAUGGAGCUGUUACAGCAGCUGGAAACGAAAGGCGAGAGCAGCGGUCUAAUACUGCGCCACAAUCGGGCUGUGGUGAAUUACUAUAAAAGCGGCUGCUUGCAACACCAGACGUUGCUCCAGGAAUUGGAGAAGCUGGCUAGUGCCAAGUCGGUACCUGUCGAGCCGACUGUGUCACUCGCAAUGAAGAAUGCCGGCAGCGCCUUUACCGUGGCACGCUACAACAAGGCGGUCAUAUAUUACCAUCGUCAUAUGUACGGCACGGCGCUAGAGAGGCUAGCGCCGCUGGUAGCUAGGCUGGAGGCGCUGGAAAAGCAAAUGGCAGCGCUCGUUGCCACGUUGCAACUGCAGCUGCUGUUGGCCACCAAUCAGCUAAAUCGCGCUGAGGCGUUUCUCGAUUUUUUGCAGUAUAAAUUGAAUCUAGUGGCCAGUGCACCCAGCGCACCCAGCGCAAAUCCCAGUAGCAACGCAGAAGAGCCAACAGCAACAGCAGCUGUCGGUGCUGCUGUUGUUCCAACAGCGUCCACAGUCGGGGCGAGUGCAACGCCUAUUCUGGACAGUAGUGUUACCCGAGCUGCAGGCGAAAGUGGAAGCAUUCUGCAGAUGUUGCAGCUGCUAACGCAUGUGCUUAAUCGCAAACCUGUAGUCAUAACUGAGGAUGGGACACCAGAAGUUGCGGCACUGAAGGCACAGCAGUAUUACAUCAUGAAGGACUUUCAGAUGGCCGCUAAACAGCUGAUGCGCAUUAACGAUGACUGCACUAAGACCGGCACCGUCACGCCACAGCUAAGCACGUGCAUCGCCAACAAUAUGGGUGUUAUCCAUUUACGUGUAAGACAUUAUGCAAUCGCGGCGAAAUUUUUUCAGAAUGCACUGCGCUUCGAUCAGCAGCUAGCAUCGAAUUUACGGCAAAGCUCUCUACAAACGAUGGGCUCGGUGCGAUCCUGUGAGAUAAUGUAUAAUCUGGGCAUCGCGAUGUUGCAUUUGCGCCGACCCAAAGAGGCUUUUCACUGCCUCCUGGUGCCAGUAAAACAGUACCAUAGUAAUCCACGUUUGUGGUUUCGAAUGGCCGAAGCAUGCAUUAUGGAGCAUGAGGCGCAGAAACUACUUGGAAAAGAUCGCCAUACGAUAGACAGUGUCAUGAACUCAGCGGGAUCCAAACCAUAUGGAGCCCCGUCCACUGCGGUGCCGGAGCCAACACUUGAAUUUGCAGCUCUAUGUCUGCGAAGCGCUCUCACCCUAACGCUGCAAUACAAGGCCAGUUUUUAUAGGGCUACCUCGCCUGAUGAAACACUGGAUCAGCAAGAUUCCUCCCAACAGCUAUGGAGUCAAACGCAGGACAAUAACUUUUGCAACCCAUCGAAACCAAUUAGCUUGGAAUCGAUGGCUAAUAUGCUGGAUGCCAUUUAUGCGGCUCAUAGUUUUGUGUCCCUACGUUUGGGUGACCACGUCACCGCACUGGAAAUGGCCAAGCAUCUGCUGCAGAGCGAGCGUCUCUCUGAUGCACACAAAUUGUUGGGCCACAUGUAUGCGGGCGAGGCUUUGAUGAUGAUGGACAAGUCCGGGGAGGCGCGUGACCAUCUGGAGCCAACUUUUGUUAACUCGCUAAAUGCUCUUGAUUUAGAGACACGUGAUUGGCAGCUAAAGUCCCUGGAUGCUGCCCAGAACGUUGUUCGAUACAAUUUGGCUGUUGCUCUCGCUUUGCAGAACGAUUUUCAGGCGGCCAAAAGUCUGCUGGUGACGCUAAACCAUCCGAUUGUGAGCAAAAAGGCGCUGACACUGCAUCGUUACAUAGAGCUCAAAAUAAGCGCCACUGUACUCCAUUAGACAACAAAUGAUGUAAAUAACAUAGACGGAUUCAAUAAACAAAUCAAUGCGGCAUGUAUAUAUACAAAACCA